UGGACUAGUCCACUGAAGGUUAAAGGUAAAGCAUAAGCAACAUCUUGUCUUUGCAUGCACUCGAGAAUCUUUUGAAGGGCAACAUGGCGUCUCAACAGGUGGUGUCUCUGGCUGGGAAGGUGGCCCUCAUCACCGGAGCCAGUUCUGGCAUUGGAGCAGCCACCAGCCGUCUGUUUGCAAACCUGGGAGCCCAGCUCACACUGACGGGGAGACAUGUGCCAAACCUGGAGAGAGUGGCGGGGGACUGUGAAAAGGAAACACAGAGCAAGCCUCACCUGGUGCCAGGUGACAUCUGUGAUGAGACUGUGGCGGAGCGUCUUGUAGCUGAGACAGUUGAGCGGUUUGGACGUCUGGACAUCCUGGUAAACAAUGCAGGAAUCCUGAAUAUGGGAAGCAUACACAACACCAGUCUGGAGGCAUUUGAUAACAUUUUCAAAGUCAAUGUCAGGUCCAUGUUUGUGCUGACUCAGCUUGCUGUUCCCCACAUUGUGAAGAGUCAAGGCAACAUCGUCAACGUCUCCAGUGUUAAUGGUCUACGUUCUUUUCCAGGUUUAGUUGCCUAUAACAUGACCAAGAGUGCUGUGGACCAGUUCACAAGGAGCCUUGCUUUGGAACUUGCGCCUGAUAAUGUCAGAGUCAAUUCUGUAAACCCUGGAGUAGUCAUCACAGAACUGCAAAAAAGAGGUGCUGGUCUUGAUGAAGAGGCUUAUGCUAAGUUUCUUGAGCGUACAAAGAUGACACACGCCCUUGGCCGUCCUGGACAGCCGGAGGAGGUGGCGCGUACGAUCGCGUUUCUGGCGUCCCCAAGUGCGUCGUUCAUCACCGGGGCAACACUACCUGUAGAUGGAGGCAGACACGCCAUGUGUCCACGCUAACCUAGUUAUGAACUUGAUUUCAAAUGAAAGCUCAGGCCACACCAAUUUAAUUUGUUGUUUCUUGGAUUCGCCCUGUCCAUUUUUUU
Molecule: messenger RNA, 961 nt
Organism: Branchiostoma belcheri (Belcher's lancelet)
Lineage: Eukaryota; Metazoa; Chordata; Leptocardii; Amphioxiformes; Branchiostomatidae
Product: 3-oxoacyl-[acyl-carrier-protein] reductase FabG-like
Exons: 9
Coding region: 84-875 (263 amino acids)
Molecular function (GO): oxidoreductase activity
Source: RefSeq, a predicted model, not a curated record